Molecule: messenger RNA, 729 nt
Organism: Plutella xylostella (diamondback moth)
Lineage: Eukaryota; Metazoa; Arthropoda; Insecta; Lepidoptera; Plutellidae
Gene: GMF
Product: Glia maturation factor
Biological process (GO): actin filament debranching; negative regulation of Arp2/3 complex-mediated actin nucleation
Cellular component (GO): cortical actin cytoskeleton
Molecular function (GO): actin binding; Arp2/3 complex binding
Source: RefSeq, a predicted model, not a curated record
UCAUAUCAUUUCAGUUUUUCGUUCUGGAAUCCAAGUUUCAGCGUUUCUAUCGUAAUUUUUGUGCGUCUACAAACAAAAAAAUACUAAAUAACUAUGUCCGGGCAAGUUUGUGAUAUUGGCGAUGAUGUCAAAGAAGUAUUAAAGAAAUUUCGCUUCCAAAAGCACAGCACAAACUCUGCGCUUAUACUGAAGGUAAACCGUGAGAAGCAGCUGCUAGAGGUGGACUCGGAGCUGGAAGACGUGCAGCUGGAGGAGCUGCAGGAGACGCUGCCCGGCCACCAGCCCCGGUUCAUUGUGUACAGUUACAAAUUGGAGCAUGAUGAUGGCAGAGUAUCGUUCCCGAUGUGCUUCAUAUUCUACACACCGCGAGAUGCUCACAUGGAACUUCAGGUGAUGUACGCCGGCACCCAGAGGGCGCUGGCGGCGGCGGUGGGGGCGCCGAGACUGCUGGAGGUCAGGGAGAUCGACGAACUCACAGACGAAUGGCUGAAGGAGAAACUGGUGCGGUAAUUUACGUGUAUCAACUUUAUACGUAGAUGUUAAGAGUCGGGUAACACACAGAUUGUAGCAUAGAUGGCGCUAGUGUAUGUGCUGAGUAUUAAGUAUUUUAAGCAUAAAUGAACCUUGAGUGUGAGUGAGACAAUGAUAGAUGCGGCUCUGUAGGAUGAUUCAGUAUAAAUAAAUUCAGCCUUAGACAAAAGCCAAAACGAACGAUAUUUUGCAACACUA